GAGCGGCUGGUGAGCAGAGCUCCAGCUAAGAAUAACCUGUAUUUUCUGGGGGGAUAGAGUUACCUUGCAGCCUUCCUGCUCUCUGCACUGGCCUAUACCCAUGUGAGGCCCCAGAAACACUGGGUGAGAUAUUGUGCGUUUCCCCUCACCCUGCCCAGCCCUGUGCUUAGCUUGGCUGAUUCUUCCCCUGCGUCGCUUUACUUUGCCCCACUGUCCCCAGACCCCCCUUUUUAAUGCUGCCUCACAGGCAGCUCCAAAUUCCCCAACAUAUGUAAGCUUUCAAUUCAUGCUUAAUUUUCCAUUUUCCACUUUUUAAAACCUUGGACAAGUUCCACCCGUGGAUGUUAUGGGUAAGAAGACAAGGCUGUGAUGGUCCAAGUGACAAUGGAAUAAUUUACUACCUGGGACGCUUUUUUUUUUUCCUGAGAAAGUGGAUUCAAACUGGAUUUACUGGAGCCGUCACCAGUUAAUUCUUCAUGAGGAGGCUUUGUCUCCAAUUUAAAGUAUCCUACCUGAGAUAGUCUACACGUCACAAUGGCUGAAGGAGUCAAAUCUGCCUCCCACGCUGCAGCCACUGGGUCCAGUGACGGAGCAGCAGCGCCACAGACGAGCUCUCUCAGAUCCAAAGGUCUGGGGCUGCUCAACAAGGUGAAAAUGUCUGUUGAGCUGCUGAUUGCCCUUGCUGCUCUCCUGUCCUGGCUGGUUGUAGGUGUGGUGAUGUUUGACUUUGUCGAGUACAAAGCAGUCCCCAACGUCCAGCAGAUCAUAACGGACCCUGUCCAGGCCGUGAACGAUGCAGCUGAUGAGUUGUCCAGUCUGCUCAAUAAGUUUCAAGAAUGCGCACCGGAUUUAAGUGACCCCAUGUCAGCUGCCAGAUAUGCAGCUGAGGAAAUAUCAGAAGCAAAAGAUGGGUUUGUUCGAUAUUUGUCAGAUGAAGAAGGGAACUUCUACCUCAGCUACAUUGACCCUGUGGUCAUUGGUAGACAAGCUUUCCAUUCAACGAAUGACUUCAUAGGUGGAGCACUGGGUUCCUUCAGGGACACACUGUGUGCUGUUGUGGAUACGUCACUGGAAACCAUACAAGAUAUUAAAAAAGGAAAAACUGAUCUUAGCUAUAUUGACCCUGUAAUGAUAGGCAGAGGUGUCUUUAAUGCUACUAAUGAGUUCAUGUGUGGAGUGGCGAGCUACAUCCAGGAUGUGCUCUGUUCCAUACUGGACACUACACUGAAUGUAGUGAAAGGAACCGUCGACAUUAGCUUCAUGGACCCUGUGGUAAUAGGAAGAAAUAUAUUCCACGUCACAAAUGACACAGCGAGUGGAAUAUUUGGCUACAUCCAGGACGUGUUCUGUGCCAUCGUAGACAUGAUAGUGGAUGUAUUCAAAGGAACCACUGACAUUAGCUUCAUUGACCCCGUGGUUAUUGGCAGAAAUGCCUUCAGUGUUACUAAUGACUUUGUGAGUGGAAUAUUUGGCUACAUCCAGGGCGUGCUCUGCGCAGUCUUCGAUGUCAUACUGGACACAUUAAAAGAUAUCCAGCAUAGUUUGGGAUUUAGCCCCAUGUCAGUUUUUAAGUCAGCAGCAGAAAUCACCAAAGAGCAGACAAACCUGCUUGUGAGCUACAUCUCCUCAACACUGAUUGGUGAACAAGGAAUCGUGCCUGAAGUGUUCAUCGACCCAAUGAAAGUUGUUGAAGAUGCUGUGUCGGAGCUCACAGACAAGAAGGACUUAUUCUUAGCUUACAUGUCAAGCAUGAUUGUUGGUGAUCAGGGGGAACCUGUCACCACCCCAGGUGUAAAUGUAGUAACAGAAAAAGAUGAAGCUGUACCUUCCCCAUCUGAUAUCAAUUUAGUAAGAAGGAAAGGGGAAUUUCUGCCUCCAUUUGAAAAAGUUACAGAGAUCAUGCGUGCUGCCAAAGAAGAAGCUGCUCCUGCUGCAGAGAUAAAAGAAGACUCCGAGAUGGCACCCACUGAAGCAGAUGUGACAGAGGAAGAUGAUGCGAGACACAUUGAAGAACCAGAACUGAGACCAUCACUGAAGGAGGAAGAGGAAAAGCUUGAUGAUGACACCAAGGAGGAGGAAGAGGAAAUUGGAGAGGGUGACAAUGAGGCAGAAGACGAAGUUCAAAUAAAGGAUGAUGCAGAACAAUUAAUAAAAGAAAAAGAGCAUAAAGAGGAGAUAGAAGAAGGAGGAGGUGAUGGUAGAGGUGAAGACCAAGAAAAGAGAGACACAAGGACAGAUGAAUUUGCAAUAAUUGUAAAUGAUGAAGUGAUACAGUUAGCAGAAGGGGUGGUAGAAGAUGAAGAGGUGCAGGAGACCAAAACCAAAGACAUUUUGGUAGAAGAUGAAGAGGAGAGCAAAGAAGAAGAAGAAGCUAUUGUGGAUAAACAUGAGAAAACAAAAACUGAAGACAUUUUUGGCCAGGCCAGAACUGACGAUGCUUCAGUAGAACAUGAGGAGGAAGACGAAGAAGCCAAAACUGAAAAUGAUUUGAUAGAACAUGAGGAGGAAGAAGAAGAAGCCAAAACUGAAAAUGAUUUGGUAGAACAUGAGGAGGAAGAAGAAGAAGGAGAAGCCAAAACUGAAGACGAUUUGGUAGAACAUGAGGAGGAAGAAGAAGAAGCCAAAACUGAGGAUGAUUUGGUAGAACAUGAGGAGGACGAAGAAGAAGCCAAAACUGAAGAUGAUUUGGUAGAACAUGAGGAGGAAGAAGCCAAAACUGAAGACAAUUUGGUAGAACAUGAGGAGGAAGAAGCCAAAACUGAAGACGAUUUGGUAGAACAUGAGGAGGACGAAGCCAAAACUGAAGAUGAUUUGGUAGAACAUGAGGAGGAAGAAGAAGAAGCCAAAACUGAAGAUGAUUUGGUAGAACAUGAGGAGGAAGAGGAAGCCAAAACUGAAGAUGAUUUGGUAGAACAUGAGGAGGACGAAGAAGAAGCCAAAACUGAAGAUGAUUUGGUAGAACAUGAGGAGGAAGAGGAAGCCAAAACUGAAGAUGAUUUGGUAGAACAUGAGGAGGAAGAGGAAGCCAAAACUGAAGACGAUUUGGUAGAACAUGAGGAGGAAGAGGAAGCCAAAACUGAAGACGAUUUGGUAGAACAUGAGGAGGAAGAAGAAGCCAAAACUGAAGAUGAUUUGGUAGAACAUGAGGAGGACGAAGCCAAAACUGAAGAUGAUUUGGUAGAACAUGAGGAGGACGAAGCCAAAACUGAAGAUGAUUUGGUAGAACAUGAGGAGGACGAAGCCAAAACUGAAGACGAUUUGGUAGAACAUGAGGAGGAUGAAGAAGAAGCCAAAACUGAAGAUGAUUUGGUAGAACAUGAGGAGGAAGAGGAAGCCAAAACUGAAGAUGAUUUGGUAGAACAUGAGGAGGAAGAGGAAGCCAAAACUGAAGACGAUUUGGUAGAACAUGAGGAGGAAGAGGAAGCCAAAACUGAAGACGAUUUGGUAGAACAUGAGGAGGAAGAAGAAGCCAAAACUGAAGAUGAUUUGGUAGAACAUGAGGAGGAAGAAGAAGCCAAAACUGAAGAUGAUUUGGUAGAACAUGAGGAGGAAGAAGAAGCCAAAACUGAAGAUGAUUUGGUAGAACAUGAGGAGGAAGAAGAAGAAGCCAAAACUGAGGAUGAUUUGGUAGAACAUGAGGAGGAUGAAGAAGAAGCCAAAACUGAGGAUGAUUUGGUAGAACAUGAGGAGGACAAAGAAGCCAAAACUGAAGAUGAUUUGGUAGAACAUGAGGAGGAAGAGGAACCCAAAACUGAAAACGAUUUGGUAGAACAUGAGGAAGAAGAAGAGGCCAAAGCAGAAGAUUAUUUGGUAGAACAUGAGGAGGAAGAAGAGGCCAAAACUGAAGAUGAUUUGGUAGAACAUGAGGAGGACGAAGAAGAAGCCAAAACUGAAGAUGAUUUGGUAGAACAUGAGGAGGAAGAGGAAGCCAAAACUGAAGACGAUUUGGUAGAACAUGAGGAGGAAGAGGAAGCCAAAACUGAAGAUGAUUUGGUAGAACAUGAGGAGGAAGAGGAACCCAAAACUGAAGAUGAUUUGGUAGAACAUGAGGAGGAAGAAGCCAAAACUGAAGACGAUUUGGUAGAACAUGAGGAGGACGAAGAAGAAGCCAAAACUGAAGAUGAUUUGGUAGAACAUGAGGAGGAAGAGGAAGCCAAAACUGAAGACGAUUUGGUAGAACAUGAGGAGGAAGAGGAAGCCAAAACUGAAGACGAUUUGGUAGAACAUGAGGAGGAAGAAGAAGAGGCCAAAACUGAAGAUGAUUUGGUAGAACAUGAGGAGGAAGAAGAAGAAGCCAAAACUGAAGAUGAUUUGGUAGAACAUGAGGAGGAAGAGGAAGCCAAAAUUGAGGAUAAUUUAAUAGAAUAUGAGGAAGAAGAGGCCAAAACGGAGGAUGAUUUGGUAGAACAUGAGGAGGAAGAAGAGGAAGCCAAAAUUGAGGAUAAUUUAAUAGAACAUGAGGAGGAAGAAGAAGAAGAAGCCAAAACUGAAGAUUAUUUGGUAGAACAUGAGGAAGAAGAAGAGGCUAAAACUGAAGAUGAUUUGGUAGAACAUGAGGAGGAAGAGGAAUCCAAGACUCAUAUUUUGGCAGGAUAUGAAGAGGAAGACAUUGAGCUUCCCAGUAUUUUGGUAGAAGCUGAGAAGGAGGCAGAGGCAAUUAAAACUGAAUACAUUUUUGAAGAUCAAGAAGAAGAGACUAAAAUCAAAGACAGUGAGGAGGAGGAGGAGGAGGAGGAAGAGGAGGAGAAAACUGAAGAUGUAGUAGAAUAUGAGGAUAGUGGGGAGGAGGGUGCAGAAAAAUCUAUUGUAGUAGACCAGGAAGAGACCAACACUGAAGAUCUUUUUGAAGUGGAGGAGGCUAAAAUAGUAGAAGAUCUAGAGGAGUCAUCAAUGACACACCUUAAAAUACUGUUAUCUGAGAAAAUCAGUAAUGACAGCGCUGUACCUGAAUCUGAUAAUGGUGAGGAGGAAGAGAAAGAAACUUUUUUUCCUGUUUACAAGGAGGAUAAAUACUCCAACAUCAUUGAUGAUCACGAUGAAAAUAAUAACAACAGCGAAAGCAGAAAGACUGAACCUAAACGAAAGAGGAAGGCCGAUGUUACCCUUGAGAGAUUUGGAGGACUCAAAUUGUCUCACAAAGCAGAAGGCUACAACAAAUAUGAAAAAGUUCUGAAAGAGGCAAAGGAAAGACAUGCAAUAGAAGAAGUUAAAGAUGGCAUUAUUAAAGAUCUCAAAGCUGCAGCACCUGAGAUGGAGAAGAAAAAAGAUAAGGAAGCCAAAGAGUUUGAAACUGUAGAGAUAAAACCAAAAGAAGUCAAACUAAAGGAGAAGCCCAAAGUUGACACAAAACCUCUUAAACUGAAACAAAAGAAGCCCAAAGAAGAAGAGCCAGUAAAGAAGCUGCUCAGAAAAGAUGUAAAAGAACUGCCCAAAGAAAAGAAAAAAGACGUCAAACCUAAAGAUGAGAGGGAAGUGAAAAAACCUCCCAAAGGAAAGGACGAGGCGAAGAAACCAAUUCACGCAGAGGUCAAAGCAACAAAACCACCUAAGAAGGAAAAAGAUCUCAAAAAGAUUUCCAAAGAAAGGAAGAGGGUUAUGAAACCAGCGACAGAAGAGGAACAAGUCAAGAAACCUCCCAAAGAAGAAAAAGAAAUCAAGAAAACACCUAAAAAAGAGAAAGAGGUAAUUAAAGCUACCAGAGAAGUUAAAGAGGAAAAGGAACCAAUAAGACAAAUAAAAGAAGUCAAGAAAGCACCCAAAGAAGAGAAAAAGGUCAGAAUACUAGCAAAAAUAGAGAAAGAAGUAACCCAACCUCCUAAAGAUGAGAAGAAACCACCUACAGUAAAGACAGAACUUAAGAAACUUCCUAAACAAGACAAAGACUUGAAGAAACCUCUCAAAGAAGAGAAGGAGAGAAAACCUCUUAAAGAAGAGCAAAAAUCACCCAAACAAGAGAAAAAAGUUAAGAAACCUGUCAAAGAAGAGAAGAAAGAGGAGAAACCUCUCAAAAAAGAGAAGGAACCUCUCAAAGAAGAGAAACCUGAGAAGGAACCUCUCAGAAAACAGAAGGAAGAGAAGAAACCUCUUAAGGAAGAAAAGGAAGAGAAGAAACCCCUGAAAAAAGAGAAGAAAGAGGAGGAACCUCUCAAAAAAGAGAAGCCCCUGAAAAAAGAGAAGAAAGAGGAGGAACCUCUCAAAAAAGAGAAGGAAGAGAAGAAACCUCUUGAAGAAGAGAAACCUGAGAAGGAACAUCUCAAAAAAGAGAAGGAAGAGAAGAAACCUCCUAAGGAAGCAAAACCUGAGAAGGAACAUCUUAAAAAAGAGAAGGAAGAGAAGAAACCUCUUAAAGAAGAAAAGGAAGAGAAGAAACCUCUUAAGGAAGAAGAAGAGAAGAAACCUAUAAUAAAACCCAUUGAAGAAAAAGAAAUUAGCCAUCCUUCAAAAGAGAAGAAAGUACCUGAGAAAGAAGUCAAGAGACUGCCCAAAGACAUUAGGAAACAAUCCAAAGAGGAAAAGGAACCUCCUAAAAAAGAGAUAGAAAUUGGGAAAUCUCCUAAAGAAGAAAAAGUAGAGGUGCCUCCCAAAAAAGAGAAAGAAGCGAAGAAACCCUCUAAGGCUAAAACACCACAUAUAAAGGAGAAAAAAGUCACCCAGCCUCCAAAAGUAGAAAAAGAGGAAAAGAAACCACCUCUAAAAGAAGAAGAGGUAAAAACUCCUAAAGAAGAGAAAGAAGUUAAGAAGUCUAAGGAAAUAUCCAAACCUUCCGAAGAUGAGACGGAGAAGAAACAACCAAGAGAGGAGAAACAUGUCAAAGAACAAAAGAAAUCCCUUAAAGAUGAGAAAGCAGAGAAAAAAUUGCACAAAGAAGAGGCAGUCUUAAAACCAUCUAAGGAAGAGAUGGUUGAGAAAGUAGAGAAGGAGGUGAAGACCACAGAACCAAAAGAAGUAACAAAACCUCCAAAGGAAAAGAAAGAAGUGAAAAAACCCUCAAAGGAUGACAAAGAAGAAAUAAAACCAUCCAUGGAGGAGAAAGAAAUCAAACCUAUAAGAGAAAAAAAGGAAAAAGAAGUUAAGGAACAAUCUAAAGAUGAGGUUCCAUCUAAGGAAGCAAGGGGAGAAAUACUUCAUCCAAGGAAAGAAAAGGAAUCAAGAAAGCCUUUGAAAGAAACAAAAGAUCAAGAAAAAACACCCAAAGAUGCUGAGCAAGUAAAGAAGAUUUCAGAAGAGCCAGAAAAGAUCACCAAAGAGAAGAAACCAUCAGCAGAAAUUUCUGAAGAGGUGAAAGAGGACAUAAAGAAAGAGAGACCUUCUAAAGAAAAGGCAGUACCAAAGGAGUCAGCAAAGGAAAAACAAGUAGUUAAAGAACCAACAAAACUUUCUAGAGAGGAUGAAAAAGAACCAAAGAAGCCUAUCAAAGAAGAAAGAGAACUGAAGAAGCUCCCCAAAGAAGCUGUCCAAAAGAAACCUUCCAAAGAAAAGAAAGAGGAGAUUCACAAAAUAGAAAAAGAAGUUAAAAAACCUUCCAAAGAGGAGAAAGAAAUCAAGACUCCCAAAGAAGACAAAGAACCUGUGAAGAAAAGAAUCACAAAGACAGAGCCCAAAAAGCCUGUAAGAGGAAUUAAAAUGGUCAAGAAGGAGGUUGCAUCUGUUCUUAAGAAGGAACAUCUCAAUGUUACAAAAGCAGAAGCAGCUCCAAAGGAGCCUAAGAAGGAGCCAGUGCUAAAAGUAAAGCCUACACCUGUAAAACCAGUAGCUGAGGUUACAAAAGAAAGAGUAAAACGAGCUCCUUCAGAGAAGGAAGCACCAAAGAAAAAGGCUAAAGCACCUCCUGCAAAGAAAGAAGCUGUUGCUCCAAAACAAAAGCCCAAACCAGCGAUCUUGGCAAAAGAACAAGAAGGUACUGCUAGAAAUGUCUCACUGGUGAAAGAGAGGGUUAAAAUUGUGCCUAUGAAGAAAGUGGUCAAGAUGCCAAAAGAAAAAGUCAGAGCUGUCUCUGCAAAGACAAAGCCAGCUCCAGUUAAGACAAAACCAGCACCAGCUAAAGAGGCAGAAGUACCACACAAAAAUGUUACUCUAACAAAGGAGAAGGUGAAGGUGGUGCCACUGAAGAAAGUGCCUGUGACUCCGAAAGCAAGAGCUAAACUAGAACCAACCAAAAAAGAAGCUGAGGUUCUUAAGGAGAAGAAAGCUGAGCCAGUGACUCCCAAAAAAGCAGCUGUUACCAAGACAAAACCAUCACCUGCUAAAAAGAAGAAAGAGCCAGCUCCCAUUAAGACAAAACCAGCCCCAGCUAAAGAGGCAGAAGCACCACACAAAAAUGUUACUCUAACAAAGGAGAAGGUGAAGGUGGUGCCACUGAAGAAAGUGCCUGUAACUCCAAAAGUAAGAGCCAAACCAGAACCAACCAAAAAAGAAGCUGAGGUUCUUAAGGAGAAGAAAGCUGAGCCAGUGACUCCCAAAAAAGCAGCUGUUACUAAGGCAAAACCAUCACCUGCUAAAAAGAAGAAAGAGCCAGCUCCCAUUAAGACAAAACCAGCCCCAGCUAAAGAAGCACCACACAAAAAUGUUACUCUAACAAAGGAGAAGGUGAAGGUGGUGCCACUGAAGAAAGUGCCUUUGACACUGAAACAGAGAGUUAAACCAGAACCAACCAAAAAAGACGCCAAAAAGCCUGUAAGAGAAAUUAAAAUUGUCAAGAAGGAGGUUGCAUCCGUUCUUAAGAAGGAACAGCUCAAUGUUACAAAAGCAGAAGCAGCUCCCAAGGAGCCUAAGAAGGAGCCAGCGCUAAAAGUAAAGCCUACACCUGUAAAACCAGCCGAGGUUUCAAAACAGAAGCUCAAGCCAGUUCUAACCAAGAAAGAGGCAGAAGCACCACACAAAAAUGUUACUCUAACAAAGGAGAAGGUGAAGGUGGUGCCACUGAAGAAAGUGCCUGUGACUCCGAAAGUAAGAGCCAAACCAGAACCAACCAAAAAAGAAGCUGAGGUUCUUAAGGAGAAGAAAGCUGAGCCAGUGACUCCCAAAAAUGCAGCUGUUACCAAGACAAAACCAUCACCUGCUAAAAAGAAAAAAGAAGCUGAGGCUAAGCCAGUUCCUGUUAAGAAAGAGCCAGAGGUUACAAAGGAAAAACUCAAACCAGCUCUUGAAAAGAAAGCUCCUAAAGCAGAGGUCGAAGCAAAGAAGGAAAAGAUUAAAUCCCUUCUAAAGACAAAAGAGCCAAAAGUACCAGAGGUAAAAGCAAAACCAGCUGUAAAAAAAGAACUGGAAACUCCUAAAGAAAAGGCCAGGCCUGCUGCAGCAAAGAAAGCCAUGUUGAGGGAAAAGACCAAACCAGUCCAUGUGAAGAAAGAGCCUCAUGUUUUAAAAGAAAAGAUAAAGCCCAUUGCAACGAAGAAAGAGGACAGGGUUCUCAAAGAGAUACAAGAGCCUGCAAAGAAAGGAAAAACUGCUGAGAAGAAAGCUGAAAAGGAGGAGAAAGUUAAAGUGGAGCCGUCUCUAUCGGACAGCUUUCUCCUGGAAGAUGAGCUGCCCUAUUUCCAGUGUUUCUUUGUGGAUGAGGACGAGGCCCAGUUUCCGUUUUACGCCUUCUCGCCGCUGCAGAUUUGACACUUCAGUCUGUGGUCUGACAUUUACAAUUUAGUCAAAUUACCGAUAAGGACGAGGUCACCUCACACCCAGUACUGUUGAAACACGGGUGAUGCUGUUCGCCUUGAGCAGAAAUCCCUGCACAGCAGAAGAUGACGGGUUAUGAGAUGGACCAUUUUUCUUUCCAGAAUUGGUUGAGCUCUCGUACCAAAUACAUGCAGUCAGUGUCAUUCCUUUUUUUUCCCUUUUUUUAAAAUAUUUUUUUAAGUAAUAACUUCUUUUGCAUAUUUUAAAUAGAGCAAUUUACUACUUCACUUCUAUGGUUUCAAACCCUUUAAUAUAUUUACAGCUUACUUUAUUUUCUUAUAAAAGCAAUGGUGCAGUAUUUUUAAAGUAGCUACAAAGUGUAGAGUAGCUUACACUGUGAGGUUAACAGGGUACAAAACUGCUACAGUUGCUACUCCAACACAGACCCUCUUAGCCCACAUUUACUUGAAAAGUAGUUUGCGUUGUAAUUUUACAUCUCUGUGGCUUCUUUCUUGAUCAUGUUGCUCAUCCCACCCUUUAUAGCACUUGUUCAUGAUUCUCUCUCAGUUUCCUAUUGUUCUUCCCAAAUGGGGACACAACAGAUAUCAUAUCAUUACUGAAUGACUUUUUUACCUUUUAUUUUUGUUUUAUGCAUCAAAAGGAAUGACCAUGCACUGUAUAUGAGAGCUCCCAAUCUUGCUACCUGAAACAUUUAAAGUCUUAUCAAACUGUACCAUCUGGAUAUCUGCACCAGCUCCUCGUUAUUAUAUUGGUGCUAGUAAGAGGCAUUGCCUGAACUCUCAGAAUGAGGAUUGAGUUCAGUUUUUUUUUUUCCGUUCCUUUCAAUCUAUCAAAAACAUCAGCAAAUCAAGCGUCAGAUUUAUUCUGCAAAUUCCUUGAUUGACCAAAAUCACACUGUAGCUGACUUUGGUCACUGCUGUUGCACUGUGUGCACACAGUAGAAGCUAACGUACUGUAGAAACUUAUUGAGCAGGUUCUUAUAAACAAGAAUGCAAGCAAUAUUGCCUAAAUACGCUAUGGCAACAUUAAGAUAAUAUUAAUGACGACUGUAUAAUGACAUCUCAGAUUCAUGCUGCUAAAAUGCAGCAUAAUACAAACAGGAUUUCUGUUAUCUGAAUAUCCUUUACUUGAUAAUGUCUGAUGAACACAAAAGCAAUGUUGGUUGAGUCUAAUGUCAAAUUUUACAUUGUUGAUUACACCGGCACACUGUGUGAUCACAUUAUAAGUCGCUGCAGAAGGUGUCACAUGUUUGGACAGGUGAUCUCAGAUGUAAAACAUUUCUCAGUCUGCUUUUAGCAGCUACGUAUGGCUACAUUGUUGCAUUUGCUCCAUAUGUUGCACAGAGAGCAGUUUUUACAUCCUGUGUCGCUAAUCCUGAAGCUUAAAUGUAAAUCUGCUUAUCUUUUAAAACAAUACCAGUGCACAAUUUGUCAGUCUAGGAAUAAUGAAAGCUCACACUCUGCAGCUCUCAGUGAGCUCAGAGUUUAAUAGCGAUUCAUCAGUGUCACUGAUGAAGUUUUGGACACUUUUUACCAAACUAUUUUGAUUAUUAUCAUUAUUAUUAUUUAUGGUACCAAAAGAUAAAUAAACUUGUUUAAACUGUAUAUUAAUGACUCACGUUUACCAGGUGAACAUGUGCAAUACUUAGAUCAGCGAUCAAAGCACAUUUUGUUAGUCUAAUAGUGUUUUAAUGAAGUAUGCAUGAUGUGUGUGCUUUUGUUUUAUGCUCUUAUAUUUUUAUGUGGUUCCCCAAUAGUGUGAAGACAGGAAUCAGUGAAUUUGGUACCAAAAGCUGAUGUGUGUCACUGAAUGGUGUCGCUAACAUCAUACAGGUUGUGUUAAAAUGCUCGUGAUGUAAAUAGUUAAAUAUACAGAAAAACUGAUUGUUUUAUCCCUGAUUCAUUAUUCCUGAAGCGGCUCUUCAUCUGCAGUAAAAACCACAACGUGUAUCAUUUGUCACUUAAACCCUUGUGAACAGAACAAUUAGGCAUUAAAACAUAGCAAUGCAA
This is a messenger RNA of Oreochromis niloticus (Nile tilapia), 11642 nucleotides long. RefSeq names its product trichohyalin. The transcript is spliced from 59 exons. The record is from RefSeq and is a predicted model, not a curated record. Bases 535 to 9606 code for a protein of 3023 amino acids. NCBI's taxonomy places the organism in Eukaryota, Metazoa, Chordata, Actinopteri, Cichliformes, Cichlidae.